Molecule: messenger RNA, 1685 nt
Organism: Anarrhichthys ocellatus (wolf-eel)
Lineage: Eukaryota; Metazoa; Chordata; Actinopteri; Perciformes; Anarhichadidae
Gene: ppid
Product: peptidylprolyl isomerase D
Exons: 10
Coding region: 100-1212 (370 amino acids)
Biological process (GO): protein peptidyl-prolyl isomerization; protein folding
Cellular component (GO): cytoplasm; cytosol
Molecular function (GO): cyclosporin A binding; protein binding; peptidyl-prolyl cis-trans isomerase activity
Source: RefSeq, a predicted model, not a curated record
CCUCAAUUUAACCUGCUCCUGUAGCGACGUUACACCGGCUGGGAUUAGCUAACGUUAGGUUAGCCGAAACAAGUGUCUGAAAUCCGCCCUGUCCUUAAAAUGUCUAACCCAAUACCGUCUGACAAGCCUUCAAACCCCGAAAACCCUCGUGUCUUCUUCGAUGUAGACAUUGGCGGUGAAAAAGCUGGCCGGAUAGUUCUGGAGCUGUUUGCUGACAUCGCCCCCAAAACUGCUGAAAACUUCCGGGCGCUCUGCACCGGAGAGAAAGGCACCGGCAAAUCCACUGGGAAACCGCUGCACUUCAAAGGAUGCCCGUUCCACAGAAUCAUCAAGAAGUUUAUGAUCCAAGGAGGUGACUUCUCCAACCAUAAUGGCACCGGGGGGGAGAGCAUCUAUGGGGAGAAGUUUGAGGAUGAGAACUUCCACUACAAGCAUGACAAAGUGGGUCUGCUAAGCAUGGCCAACGCCGGGCCGAACACCAACGGCUCCCAGUUCUUCAUCACCACCGUCCCCACUCCACACUUAGACGGCAAGCAUGUCGUCUUUGGACAAGUGUUGAAAGGGUUGGGAAUCAUGAAGAUGCUGGAGGCCAUCGACACCAACGAGGACGUCCCUGUAAAGCCAUGCCUCAUAUCAGACUGUGGUGAGCACAAGGACGAGGACAGCUGGAGCACUGGACCGAGCGAUGGGACCGGAGACACCCACCCAGACUUCCCCGAGGACUCCGAUGUCGACUUUAAAGACGUUGACAAAGUUCUGUCUGUCGCUGAGGACGUGAAGAAUGCUGGAAACAGUCUGUUUAAGAAUCAAGACUGGAAAGCUGCAGUCAGCAAAUAUAGCAAAGCCCUCAGGUACUUGGAGGUGAGUGGAGAGCUGCUGGAGGAGGAGGCGCAGCAGAAGCUAGAGCCCGCGGCGCUCAGCUGCUUCCUCAACACGGCAGCAUGUCACCUGAAGAUGGAGCUGUGGCAGGACGCUCUGGACAGCUGCAACGAGGCUCUAGGGCUGAACCAAGCCAACACUAAGGCCCUGUUCCGGAGGGGCCAGGCCUGGCAGGGGUUAAAGGAGAACGGCAAAGCAUUGGUCGAUCUGAAGAAAGCUCAGGGAAUAGCUCCAGAAGACAAAGCGAUCAGCAACGAGAUGAAGAGGGUUCAGCUGAAGAUCCAGGAGGAGAAGGAGAAAGAAAAGAAAAUCUAUGCCAAAAUGUUUGCAUGAACGUCUGGCGCGGCGAUGCAAUGAUUCCUUGUUAGUACCGUUAAUGUCUGAAGUCAUCUCUACGUGUGCCGCUGUCGGCAGGUGAAAACGUACAGCAGGUCCUCAUGUGUUCAAGCGGGCACACCUCUCACUGUUUGUGUUGUUUUAAGGGAAUAACUGUCGUAAGCUUUGACCUGUCUUUAUUCUGACAAGCGCCUUCACUGUAAUGAAUAUUUUGAGUUAGUCUGAUGCAUGGCUAACUCCACUGCUCCUCACUCUGGGGCUUUGAAGUAGUUGAGCAAAGCAAAACGUUGUAUCGUUUCAUUGUAGGGAUUUUGAUACCGCAUACAGUACAUCUGUUUUUUUUUUUUUUACAGAAGUCAAUAAAACCAAAAGGAUAACCUUCAAGAGUUCUUUAUUCAUUAAUUAUUUUAUGUACAAUGUGUGGAUGAAAUGCUGUCCAAACAUCUGGAAUAAAUGCUGAUAUAAACCUG